Messenger RNA from Trematosphaeria pertusa, 2624 nucleotides. RefSeq names its product glycoside hydrolase family 63 protein. Bases 37 to 2466 code for a protein of 809 amino acids. Gene Ontology annotation, molecular function: Glc3Man9GlcNAc2 oligosaccharide glucosidase activity. Gene Ontology annotation, biological process: oligosaccharide metabolic process; protein N-linked glycosylation. The transcript is spliced from 3 exons. Gene Ontology annotation, cellular component: endoplasmic reticulum membrane. The record is from RefSeq and is a predicted model, not a curated record. NCBI's taxonomy places the organism in Eukaryota, Fungi, Ascomycota, Dothideomycetes, Pleosporales, Trematosphaeriaceae.
CACAGCUCCACGUUGUACGCGUCGCAACCUUCCACCAUGGCGCGCGACUCACGAUGUAGGAGCCUAAGACAAGGCCUCCUAUACCUUUUGUUUGUUCAAUUGUCCCUCGUAAGCGCGCAGGUCGCCGAAAUUGAGAAAGCAAGCAAUGACAGCUUGCUUUGGGGCCCCUACAGGCCGAACCUGUACUUUGGCGUCCGGCCAAGGAUACCCAAGAGCUUGAUGGGAGGUCUACUGUGGGCUAGGGUCGAGGAUUACAACGGCGUGCAGCAUAACUUCAGGCACACCUGCGAACAACAUGAGCUCGAUGGCUACGGGUGGGAUGAAUACGAUGUGCGAACCGGCGGCCGACAGACUAUCCAUGACCCUGCGAACCGGAUCGAUAUCACGACCGAGUUUAUAAAAUUCCCGGGCGGACAGCAUGGAGGAAGCUGGGGAGUCAGGAUAAAGGGCACGCCACGGGAGGAUGCGUCGGCCGAUUUGAAGACGACGGUCGUUUGGUACAACACGCUAGAAGGGCUGGGCAGUCUGGAGGCUGAGGGAGACGACGAAGAGACGGGCGCUGAGGGUGACAUAGUGCUUAAGGGGCAGACGCUGGAGCUGGGCGACUUUGAGGUCAAGGUCACGGAGGGCAAGGGCGAGCAUCCGCAGACGGGCCAUCCGAGCUACCAAGAGAAGCCGCUGGACCGGACGCUGGUGCACAGCGUGCAGGUGCCGAACGAGGCCCUGUGGCAGACGAAGGCAGUGCUUUUUGCGCAGCUGAAGAGCGAGAUCGACCAAUUGCUUCCGAAAUAUGGCGAGGAGAAUCCGCCGCCGCCCGCACAGCUAUACACCAUCCUACAUAAGCCAGGACGGGGGAACCUGCACAUGGUGCAAAAGGUGUUUGAGGGACCGUUCGAGUUCGACGUUCUCUUCUCCUCUGCUUCUGCCCCUAAGCCCAUUAAAUCGGAGGACCUUACGACGCAGAUUAAGUCUGUUACGUCAGGCAUCGCUACCCGAUUCACGGAGAUCUUCAAGCCGCAGCCUCCUUUCCUCAAAGAGCGAUACGAAGAGUUCUCGAAGUCGUUGUUCUCCAAUCUCAUCGGCGGUGUUGGCUACUUCUAUGGCGAUUCCCGCGUGGAUCGCUCCUACGACCCCGCCUACGAAGAGGAUAACGAGGGUUUCUGGGAGGACGCAGCUGAGGCGCGAGGCCGGAACGCUGCGCAAUUUGAGGGUCCGUCUGAGUUGUUCACCAGCAUUCCAUCUCGACCUUUCUUCCCGCGCGGCUUCCUGUGGGACGAGGGCUUCCAUCUUUUGCCUGUCAUCGACUGGGAUGUUGACCUCACUCUUGACAUUAUCAAGAGCUGGUUCAACCUGAUGGAUGAAGAUGGUUGGAUUGCACGCGAGCAAAUCCUCGGCGCUGAAGCUCGCAGCAAGGUGCCACCGGAGUUCCAGGUCCAAUACCCACACUAUGCCAAUCCACCCACGCUCUUCAUGGUACUCACAUCUUUCCUUGACAAGCUUGAUGCGGUCAAGUCAGAUACCAGUAACCAAAAGGUCCUCGCCGAGAAGUCGUACUACAUGCAGCUCGUCAACCGCGAAGCAGCGCUCCAGUACCUCCGCACGUUGUAUCCUCUCCUGAAGCGGCACUACUUCUGGUUCCGUAAGACGCAGGCAGGCGACAUCAAGAGCUAUGACCGCGAAGCUUUCUCUACUAAGGAAGGAUACCGUUGGCGAGGCCGCACACCGCAGCACAUUCUCACAUCCGGCCUGGACGACUAUCCCCGCGCGCAGCCACCGCAUCCGGGAGAGCUACACCUGGACCUGAUUAGCUGGAUCGGCAUGAUGACCAAGUCUAUCAAGCGCAUCGCCGUCUACCUCGACGAACAAGACGACGCGGCUGAGUUCGCGAAGCACGAAGAAGCCAUCACCCGCAACCUCGACGACCUCCACUGGUCCGAGAAGGAGAAGCUCUACUGCGAUGCCACGAUUGACGACUACGAAGAGAACAAGCUCGUCUGCCACAAGGGCUAUAUCUCGCUGUUCCCGUUCUUGACCGGUCUGGUCGCCAAAGACAGCCCGAAGCUCGGCGCUAUUCUGGAUCUGAUCGGCGAUGCGGAAGAGCUGUGGAGCGACCACGGCCUCAGGAGCCUCAGCAAGAGCGACGAAUUCUACCACACGGAUGAGGACUACUGGCGCGGACCUAUCUGGAUCAACAUGAACUAUCUCGCCGUCGAACAACUCCUCAAAGUCGCGCAGGGAAAGGGCCCGCACCAGGCCCGCGCCAAAACGCUCUACUCAGACCUGCGCAAGAACCUCGUCCACACCGUGUACGAAUCCUGGAAGGAAACGGGCUUCGCGUGGGAGCAGUAUAACCCUGAGACGGGCAAGGGACAGCGCACGCAGCAUUUCACCGGGUGGACGAGCCUGGUGGUGAAGAUUAUGAGUAUGCCGGAUUUGGAGGGCGGGCGGGUGAGGGAUGAGCUAUGAGAGGGGAUGGGUAUGCAGUGGGACUUUCAAGUGUCUUUUUUUCGUUUGAGGGUCGACCAGGAGAGAAGGAGGUAAGGGGAGUUGGGGUGUGUAAGAUAUGAAAGAUGCCGGGUGGGAAAAGAGGAAUAGUGUGAAUAGCGCAAUGGGACUUGUUCUUG